GUUUAGCUCAGAGACGCGACUGUUCCGGGACGUUACUGCCGGUUAAAAAGGUCUCGUGUCGUUUAGUUGAAAAACAGCCGCACGUGCACACACACCCGCACGUGCACACGCUGUCACGCAGCAGGAAGGGGCGGCGGGAAGGAGGAGCCGCGGCUGCGGGACAACUUUUCGUAUUCCCCGCUCCACUUCCUCGCCUUCCCCCGCACAGUCUCCAGCUCUGACUGAACUCAGCCGUCGGUAAACCCGCUGAAAACACCAAAAUGUACCGGUACCUCGGAGAGCUUCUCACCCGGGGAGCUGGUAGCGUCCUGGCCUCGGGUGGCUCCGCCGCCGCCGCCGCCGCUGCUGACUCGGCGCUCCCGGCGACUGCGUCUCUGCUGCGGUACCGCGGCUACAGCCAGGCCGUGGACGGGCACGACGACCCGAACUUCUUCACCAUGGUGGAGGGCUUCUUCGACCGGGGCGCCGCGAUCGUGGAGGACCAGCUGGUGGAGAGCCUGAAGACCCGGGAGAGUCCCGAGAUGAAGAGGAAGCGGGUCCGCGGGAUCCUGAGGAUCAUCAAGCCGUGUAACCACGUCCUGAGCGUCAGCUUCCCCAUCAAGAGAGACAACGGAGAGUGGGAGGUGAUAGACGGCUACCGGGCUCAGCACAGCCAGCACCGGACACCCUGCAAGGGAGGUAUCCGUUACAGUACGGACGUGUCUGUAGACGAGGUGAAAGCUCUGGCCUCGCUGAUGACCUACAAGUGUGCCGUCGUUGAUGUGCCGUUUGGUGGAGCCAAAGCUGGAGUGAAGAUCAACCCGAGGAAGUACUCUGACAACGAGCUGGAGAAAAUCACCAGGAGGUUCACCAUCGAGCUCGCCAAGAAAGGCUUCAUCGGACCUGGUAUCGACGUUCCUGCUCCUGACAUGAGCACCGGAGAGAGGGAGAUGUCCUGGAUCGCCGACACCUUCGCCACCACCAUGGGACACUAUGACAUCAACGCUCACGCCUGCGUCACCGGGAAGCCCAUCAGUCAGGGAGGAAUCCACGGUCGCAUCUCCGCCACCGGCCGAGGAGUUUUCCACGGCAUCGAGAACUUCAUCAAUGAGGCGGCAUACAUGAGCCAGCUGGGGAUGUGUCCCGGCUUCCAGGACAAGACCUUCGUCAUCCAGGGUUUCGGUAACGUGGGUCUUCACACCAUGCGUUACCUUCAUCGUUUUGGGGCAAAGUGCGUCGGAAUCGGAGAAAUGGACGGAAACAUCUGGAACCCCAACGGCAUCGACCCCAAGGAGCUGGAGGACUACAAACUGGACAACGGGACCAUCGUGGGCUUCCCGAACGCCACGCCGUAUGAAGGAAACAUCCUGGAGGCUGAAUGUGACAUCCUGGUCCCUGCUGCCAGCGAGAAGCAGCUGACCAAGAGCAACGCACACAAGAUCAAGGCCAAGAUCGUCGCUGAGGGAGCCAACGGUCCGACCACGCCCGAAGCCGACCGCAUCUUCCUGGAGAGAAACAUCAUGGUGAUCCCGGACAUGUACCUGAACGCCGGCGGUGUGACGGUCUCGUACUUUGAGUGGUUGAAGAAUCUGAAUCACGUCAGUUACGGUCGACUCACCUUCAAAUAUGAGCGGGACUCAAACUACCACCUGCUCAUGUCGGUUCAGGAGAGUUUAGAGAGGAAGUUUGGGAAACACGGCGGCGCCAUCCCCGUCGUCCCCACGUCUGAGUUCCAAGCCAGGAUCUCUGGAGCGUCUGAGAAGGACAUCGUUCACUCAGGUCUGGCCUUCACCAUGGAGCGCUCUGCCAGGCAAAUCAUGCGAACAGCCAACAAGUACAACCUGGGUUUGGACUUGCGGACGGCGGCGUACGUCAACGCCAUCGAGAAGGUCUUCCAGGUUUACAACGAGGCUGGCCUCAUCUUCACAUAGGCUCUCCUCCAUCCGUCUGUCCAUCUGUCCGUCUGUCUGUUACCCGUCUGUCUUCCAUCACCUCUGCAGCGUUUACAGCGUGGAUGAAUGUGUGUGCGUGUGUGUGUCAGUGUGUGUUCAUUCCUUCAACACGUCUGUUUACCUUCUUCUUCAGGAACUUCCUGUUUUGCAACUUUAACGCCGCCGUGCUGCUUUAAACACAUAUCAGGCCAAAUAUAGAGAGAAGUUCUCGACAUCUAUCAGAGUCUUAACGCCUCAGAGGAACUGUGUCACUGUUUGCCUUCAGCACAGCGUGUGGCCAAAAAUAUGUGGAUGCCAUCGUUCGCCAACUUCAUCUGACGUUUGGACUCGAGCUGAAAUGAUUGAUGAAACUAGUGUUUUAUAACCUGGAGACAUUUUUAACUAUGAAGUAAAUUUAACAUUUCAGCUGCACAAAAUGUUAAUUUUGACCUUUUCUUUUGUGAAUUACAGGAUUGCUUUCAGGCCUUUUUUUAUUUUAGAAAUUAUUCAGACAAAGCAAUAAAAAUCUGUUUAAGACACUAAAAGCCAAAAUAAUCUGGAUUAGACAACUGACACAAAAUUAAUCUUCAAUCGUUUUGAUUAUUAACAGAUUUUUUUAUGCAGAAAUAAGGAAAAAUAAUCUGAUUUCAGUUCUCAGAUGUGAAUAUUUCCUGUUUUUUGUCGUCUUUUUGUGACAUUAAACUGAAUCUUGUUGAGACAAGACAUCUCUGUGGUCUUUAGGAAACUAUAAUCAGCAGUUUUCAUUGAAGAGAUCCAGUUUAUUGUCAUAAAACAUGAAGAAAAACAGAAAAUAUUCACAUCUGAGAAGCUGGAACUGGAUCAUUUUUGCCUUUAAAAUUAUAAAGAAUUCAUGUCAUCAAAACCAUUAAAGAUGAAUUCUCUGUCAGUCGUUAAAUCCAGAGGUUUUUGUUUUGUUAGAAUGAUUUUUAAUAGGCCGGAAACACCUGAAAGUUUCCAGAUAUUGAUUUAAUCAAAACUGAUAAAAUCUGGAAACAUUUUUACUUUUUUAAAAACACUGCAAGCAGAUGAGUGGAGGCUGUUUGAACGCGUCCACAUACUUUUGUCCACGAUGUGUGUUGACAUGUUUGUCUUCCAUAGAUGUCUGUUGUUUUUGUAUAAUGCAGUUUACAUGUGCCUCAGGACUUUAAGCUUUAAUAUUUACUGGAGUUAAUUUAUUAAAGGCUCAUUCUGCUGUUUUUAGUGACAUGCCUCAAAGUCAGCCUGCAGAGUCUGACCCAGUGUGUUUUUGGUUAUAAAUACUGUCAUCCUUCAGUCUGAACUCAAAACUGUGUAAUGUAAUGUGACGACGUAUAUCAGCGUCCAGAUGGAGGGCAGGAAACGCUGAACAAACACCUCUGACUUGUGUUCGGCUGUUCAGUCGGACUUAAACAACUUAAAGUUCGGAAAAUAGUCAGACUUAAAGAAUGAAAAUAAAAAUAAAAGUUAACGGUACACCGCUGUCUUCAACCUUCCUGGAGUUGGAUGCAGUCACAGUGUGCUGUAACUACUUCUUGUUUUUAACCAUGACCCAAACUUGUAACAGGUUUCAGCAGACAGACCUCUGGGAACAGUUAACGUAGUAGGUAGAAAACAGUAGCUAAAGUUAGGUAAUGUUAGCUAAUAAUGUUAGCCUGACAGCAUUUCACCAGGCCUCUGGGAACGGUUAAUGUAACGUUAGCCUGUUUUUUACCAGACCUAGUAGGUAGAAAAGAGUAGCCAAAGUUAUCUAAUGUUAGCUAGUAAUGCUAGCUUGACAGCUUCUUUCAUCACUUCCUGUCCUCAUUAUCUGAGGUCACAUGGUUACAAACAAGUUAUUAAUAAAUCUAAAACACCACAGAAUUCUUUCAGCGGUAAAAUAAAAUGUUGGUUAAAACAUGAAAAAGAAAAACAGCAGAAUGAUCUUUUAACUUUUAGCUGUUAGCUUUUAGCUCUUUGCUCAUCUCGUCUGCCAUUAGCUGGCGACAUAAAGUCCAAAAACCAAAAAACUUUGUUUUUAAAUUUCAGGUCAUGACACGGUUGCAGCUUGUGCUAUUGCUAAAGCUAAUGCUAAUCUAUGCAGUUAAAGGAAGCAAUAUUAGCCUCGUUAGCCUGUAAACUCUGAAUCGUUCUGUCAGAGUUCUGCAUCAGACGGAAACAAAACACAAACAGUGUGAGGGUGGGAAACAGAAAACUUCGUACAGCGUCACGUAGAGACUGCACAAGCAAAACCGUGACACGAGAAAUGUUUCCGUCUUUGAUGACGACAGAUUUUGACUCCGCAGCGAGUUUGUGUUUGAUUUUCUCUCCUGAUGCUGAACUGUGUGAGAGUCUGAUCUGACUGUAACUAUGCAAACCCCACUGCUCACUGGUGUCCCAGUUAGUCUCUGUAACUGGUCAUCAGACGCACAAAUGAAAGCUUCAGCUGUUGUUUUCUGUCACAGCGCCCCCUCACUGCCACGCUCGCAACUGCAGCUCUCAGCUUGUUCAGCAAAGAGUCACCUGGAACCUUAAAGAGGAAACCUUCAUCUCUCAGGGUCGGGGGAGGGGACAGGGGACGGGAGACGGGGGGACGCCAGGGGGCGGGGUCACGUGCUGCAUGUGGAGGUUAAUGGAUGAAACAAACUCUAUUUUCUGUGUCUCGGCUCUGAUUGAAAGGACUUGGGGAUCCUGUGUGAGGGAGUUUUUACGCCUUUUUGUUAAAAUGUUACAGCGAAAAUAAAAAACUGAAAAGACA
Epinephelus fuscoguttatus (brown-marbled grouper) is the source of this 4644-nucleotide messenger RNA. Its product is annotated as glutamate dehydrogenase, mitochondrial-like. Gene Ontology annotation, molecular function: L-glutamate dehydrogenase (NAD+) activity. The coding region runs from base 261 to 1910 and encodes 549 amino acids. NCBI's taxonomy places the organism in Eukaryota, Metazoa, Chordata, Actinopteri, Perciformes, Serranidae. Gene Ontology annotation, biological process: L-glutamate catabolic process. The transcript is spliced from 13 exons. The record is from RefSeq and is a predicted model, not a curated record. Gene Ontology annotation, cellular component: mitochondrion.